Messenger RNA from Zonotrichia albicollis (white-throated sparrow), 28868 nucleotides. NCBI's taxonomy places the organism in Eukaryota, Metazoa, Chordata, Aves, Passeriformes, Passerellidae. The record is from RefSeq and is a predicted model, not a curated record.
AUGGAUUACAGCUCGCUCAGCGGGGUCCCGCGCUUCCUGACCCGGCCCAAGGCCUUCAUGGUGUCUGUAGGGAAGGACGCCACGCUGAGCUGCCAGAUCGUUGGAAACCCCAUCCCAAUGGUGAGCUGGGAGAAGGAUAAACUUCCAGUGCAGUCUGGGGGAAGGUUUAAAACCACAGAGGAUGGGGAUUUGUACCGGCUAACCAUCUACGAUCUGAGCCUGGAGGACAGUGGCCAGUACAUCUGCCGGGCCAAGAACACCAUCGGGGAGGCCUUUGCUGCUGUCAGCAUCAAGGUGGGAGAGGAGACCACGGUCACAGAGUCGGCUCCUUACUUCAUCCAGAAACCUACCAACAUCAAAGUAACCCUGGGAGAAGACGUCAUGUUCAAGUGCAAAGUCCAGGGCAGCCCUCCCCUCUCAGUGAACUGGGAGAAGGAUGGGCGAUACCUGAGGAACAAAGCAGACGCUGGGCGCUUCCAGAUCGAGUCUGCUGGCGAGUCCAACGCUCUCACCAUCCAGUGCGCCCAGCUGGGGGACAGUGGCACCUACACGUGCCGGGCAGAGAACCUCAUCGGCUCCGCCAGCGCCUCGGCCGCGCUGGUGGUGGAAACGCGCGGCUCCUCCAACCCCGACAGCGGCGGCAAGACGGCCUCCUUGCUAUCCCACCUGCAGAAGAGGCGGGAGGAGAUCAGGAAGAUGGACAUCUCCCACAGCACUCUGGACUCUGCCUACUCAGCCGUGGAGGGGCUGUCCAGCCUGGGCUACGGCCUGUCCCGGGACUACGAGCGGGCGGCGGGCCUGGCCAAGGGCGCGCGCAAUGCCGCGCUCGGGACGCUGACGCGCACCUGCAGCGUGACCGAGGGCAAGCACGCCAAGCUCAGCUGCUACGUGACAGGAGAGCCCAAGCCUGUGAUUGUGUGGAAGAAGGACAAUGAGGUCAUUGCAGAGGGCCGGAGGCAUGUUAUCUAUGAGGAUGACCAGGAGAACUUUGUGCUGAAGAUCCUCUUCUGCAAGCAGACGGACAACGGGCUGUACACCUGCACGGCCUCCAACCUGGCGGGGCAGACCUACAGCUCUGUGCUGGUCACUGUCAAAGAACCCACCAUACCCUUCAAGGCAAAGCUGAAGGACCUCGAGGUGCGGGAGAAGGAAUCUGCCACGUUCCAGUGCGAGGUGCCCGUGGCUGGGACAGAGACAGCCUGGUUCAAGGAGGAGACCAAGCUGCAGCAGAGCAAGAAGUACAACAUCGAGGAGGAGGGCACCUACCGCCGCCUCACCGUGCAGAACGUCACCACGGACGAUGAUGCUGUUUACAUCUGUGAGAUGAAGGAAGGGAGCAGGACCAUUGCAGAGCUCUCUGUCCAAGGGAACAUCAUAAAAAAACUGCCACGGAAAACUGCUGUCUUCAUCAAGGACACAGCCACCUUCUGCGUGGAGCUGGACAACGACUGCCAGAACGUCAGGUGGCUGAAGAACAAAGAGGAAGUGAAGCCCAGCGACCGCAUCUCCAUCACCUGCUCUGGCAAACAGCACACCAUGACCAUCCGGGAGUGCAAGGUGGAGGAUGCUGGGGAGAUUGCCUUCCUGGCUGAUGAAAGCAGGACUUCCACCCAGUUCACUGUGACCACUCCCAAAAAACCUCCCACCCAACCCCCGUCUGACCCUGUGGUGAAGAAUAAAACAGAAACCUCAGUGACGCUGGCGUGGUCCCCUCCGAGGAUGGAGCGGCCCAUCCCGGUGGACGGCUACAUCGUGGAGCGCAAGAAGCUCACCGGCUUCACCUGGGUCAGGUGCCACGAGUCCCACGUGCCCAGCCCCGAGCUCAUGGUCAGCAACCUGCCAGAAGAGGCUGACUACCAGUUCAGAGUGUCUGCUGUCAAUGCCUACGGACAGAGCCCCUACCUGGAGUUCCCUGGGAGCCUGCACCUUGAACCCGUCCUGGCUGUGAAGAACCCCCUGACAACAGCUGAAGUUGCACCUGGAGGGGAUGCCCUGUUCACUGUUGACCUGACCAAGACAUGUUCUGGCACUUGGUACCUGAAUGGCAAAGUCUUACAGGAAAGUGAGACCUACAUUAUCAACAGAACCCAAACCACUCACACUCUGGUCAUUAAAAACGUCACCAGGAAAGAUGAUGGGACAGAAGUGAAAUUUGUUGCCAAUGACGUUGAGACCAGCACCAAGAUGAGAGUGAGAGGAGCUGCAGUGAGAUUCACCAACAAGACCAAAGAUGUAGAAAAAGUCUCAGCUCGGCUGAGGGAGGAAGCCAAACUCCAGGCUGAGCUUUCAGACACAGAGGCCACUGUGAAGUGGAUGAAGGAUGGGAAGGAGCUCAAGCCCAGUGACAAAUACGAGUUCCAAACCGUGGGGAAGAGGCACAUCCUGAAAAUCCGCAGCACUGCUGAGGAGGAUGCUGGAGUCUAUGAGUGUGUCUGUGAGGGGGAUAAAAUGGUUUAUCAGCUCUCAGUGAAAGCACUUGCAAACUUUGUGAACAAAGAGAAAACUGGAGGGGUUGUCAAGGCCAUUGCUGGGAAACGGGCUGAGCUCGUGUCUGAGACCUCUGAGGCCAACGUCAUGGUGAGGUGGUACAAAGAUGGGAAGGAGAUCACAGCCAGCAAGAAAUUCACCGUGGAAGACAAAGGAAAGCUGCACAAGCUUGUGGCUUCGACCGUGACAAAGGAAGAUGAAGGAACUUACACCUGCAAAAUUGGGGACGACACCCUGACUUUUGAUUUAAAAGUCUCAGAUGAAGCCGUUACUUUUGUCAACAAGCCCAAAACGACUCCAGAAGUGUCAGUCAGUCCUUCUGAGAGCCUGGAGCUGGUGUGUGAGGUGUCAGCUGCUGGUGGGGCCGUGGUGUGGAGGAAGGAUCAGGCUGAGGUGAAGCAGGACCAGAGGACAACAAUCGUCUGCCAGGGGACACAACGCAAGCUCAUCAUCAAGAAGGUGACACAGCAAGACCAAGGCAGCUACACCUGCGAGACAAAGGACGACAGAACAACAUUCCAAGUCAAAGUCAGAGAGCCAGAGGCUGUGUUUACAAACAAGGAGAAGGUGCAGAAAGAGGUGAAGGCUGCAGUGUCAGAAAAUGCCACGCUGAGCUGCGAGGUGGCCCAGGAGAAAACAGAGGUGAAGUGGUACAAGGAUGGGAAGCUGAUCACCUCCAGCAAGAAGUUCAAGGUGGAGUCGGAGGGCAAAUCGCGUCGCCUGGUGGUGGGUCAGGUGGAGAAGAAAGAUGCAGGAGAGUACACCUGUGAGGCUGCUGGCCAAAAACUCACCUUCAGGAUCGAUGUCAAAGAGGCAGAAGAUGCUUUUGUCCACAAGGAGAAGGUGCAGAAAGAGGUGAAGGCUGCAGUGUCAGAAAAUGCCACGCUGAGCUGCGAGGUGGCCCAGGAGAAAACAGAGGUGAAGUGGUACAAGGAUGGGAAACUGAUCACCUCCAGCAAGAAGUUCAAGGUGGAGUCGGAGGGCAAAUCGCGUCGCCUGGUGGUGGGUCAGGUGGAGAAGAAAGAUGCAGGGGAGUACACCUGUGAGGCUGCUGGCCAAAAACUCACCUUCAGGAUCGAUGUCCCAGAGCCAGAAGUUGUGUUUACAAACAAGGAGAAGGUGCAGAAAGAGGUGAAGGCUGCAGUGUCAGAAAAUGCCACGCUGAGCUGCGAGGUGGCCCAGGAGAAAACAGAGGUGAAGUGGUACAAGGAUGGGAAACUGAUCAGCUCCAGCAAGAAGUUCAAGGUGGAGUCGGAGGGCAAAUCGCGUCGCCUGGUGGUGGGUCAGGUGGAGAAGAAAGAUGCAGGGGAGUACACCUGUGAGGCUGCUGGCCAAAAGCUCACCUUCAGGAUCAAUGUCACAGAGGCAGAAGAUGCCUUUGUCCACAAGGAGAAGGUGCAGAAAGAGGUGAAGGCUGCAGUGUCAGAAAAUGCCACGCUGAGCGUGGAGUCGGAGGGCAAAUCGCGUCGCCUGGUGGUGGGUCAGGUGGAGAAGAAAGAUGCAGGGGAGUACACCUGUGAGGCUGCUGGCCAAAAACUCACCUUCAGGAUUGAUGUCACAGAGCCCAAACCUGCAUUUAUAAACCAGGAAAAGGUCCAGAAGGAGGUGAAGGCUGUCCUGACAGAAAGUGCCACCCUCACGUGCGAGGUAGCACAGGACACAACUGAGGUGAAGUGGUACAAGGAUGGCAAACUGCUCGUGUCCUCUCGGAAAUUCAAAAUAGAGACCUUGGGCAAAACACGGCGCCUGGUGGUGGGGCAGCUGGAGAAGAAGGAUGCUGGGGAAUACAUCUGUGAGGCUGCAGGCCAGAAAAUGACCUUCAAACUGGAAGCAACUGAACCGGAGGCCAAAUUUGAAAAGAAAGUUGUCCAGAAAGAGCCUCUCAUUGUUCAAGAACACGAAAGCAUCACACUCACAACCUCAGUCACGCCUGAAACCGCUGCAGUGAGGUGGUUCAAGGAUGGCACAGAAAUCAAGGCGAGCAAGAAAUGUGUGAUCAAAAGCGAGGGGGCCUCCAGGACGCUGACAGUGAACGCAGCUGAGAGCACAGACUCUGCCCUCUACACCUGCCAGACAAAGGAUGACAAGCAGGAAUUCAGGGUCCAGGUGAAAGAAAUCCCGGUGAAGUUUGCCAAGAAGCUGGAGGCCGUGAAAGCCGAGCUUGGUGGCAGCGUGUCCCUGAGCUGUGAGCUGAGCCACGCCAAGGGGAAGGUGACGUGGAGCAGGAAUGGUGUGGAGAUCAAGGCCAGCAAGCGUUUCCAGAUCCGUGAGGAGGGAACCAAGCGGAUCCUGACCAUAACGGGGAUCCGGGCUGAGGACGAGGGAGAAUAUUCCUGCGAGUCCAGGGAUGACAAGAGCAGCAUCACCAUCGUCCCCAAACCUCCCAGAGUGGUGAAAUUCGUCACAAGUCUCAACAGUGUGGUGUCUGAGGAAGGGAAAGAGGCUGUGUUCAAGUGCACCGUCUCCCCCAGUGAUGCUGUGGUCACCUGGCUCAGGAAUGGUGCCAAGAUUGAAGCCAGCAAGAAAUACGUGAUCUCUCAGAAGGACACCAACCACAGCCUCACCAUCACUGACCUGACCCUGGAGGAUGCAGCUGAAAUCACUGCCAAUGCUGAGGGUGUGGAGAGCACAGCCAACCUCAGAGUCAGAGAGGCCUCAAUCUCCUUCAGGAAGAAGCUGGAGCCCAAAACAGUUGAAGAGAGGGAGACAGUGACCUUGGAGGUAGAGCUGACCAAGCCUGCAGAGGUGAAGUGGAUGAGGAACAGCAUUGUGCUGAAGCCCAGUGACAAGAUCGAGAUCAGAGCUGAGGGAACCAAGCACACCUUGGUGGUCAAGGACAUCUCCUUCGCAGACCGGGGCUUCUACUGCUGCGAGAGCCCUGAUGACACCACCCAGGCCAAGAUCAAUGUGGAAAUGAGGCAGAUCAAGCUGGUGAAAGGCCUCCAGCCCCUGGAGGUGGCUGAGAAAGGGACUGUCACCUUUGAGGUGGAGGUGUCCCAUGAGGACGUGGAGAGCACCUGGCAGAAGGAUGGUGUUCGUCUGAAACCUUCACCCAACGUCAGCUUCGGUGUCCUGGGCAAGAAACACUCGCUGACUCUGUCCUCAGUGGCUCUGGAAGAUGCAGGAGUCAUCUCCUUCAAAGCAGAGGGCAUCAGCUCAUCAGGGAGGCUCACUGUGAAAGAAUUGCCUGUGAGGAUCAGCAAGCCUUUGGCAGAUGUCAGUGUAACUCAGAAGCUCAAGGCCACAUUCGAGUGUGAGCUGUCCAAACCCAAUGCCAAUGUGAAGUGGUUCAAGGAUGGGAAGGAGAUCCGGCAAAGUAAAAACAUUGGGAUUGUCUCCCAAGGAAAUAAGAGAAGCCUCAUUAUUCACAAGUGUGAAUAUGAAGACCAGGGAACCUAUACAUGUCAAGCAGCUGAAGACAAGACAUCAGCUACUCUAAAGGUUCAUGCCCGAGAUGUCAAGAUCGUAAAACCACUGGAAGAUGUGGAAGUGAACGAAUACGAGAGUGCAUCUUUCAUCUGUGAGAUCUCACAUGACGAGGUGGAAACCCAGUGGUACAAAAAUGACAACAAGCUGAAGACUUCUGACAACAUUAAAAUGCGACAGGAUGGAAAAACCUAUUCCCUGACAUACGCACGUGUCCAGGUCGAGGAUGCGGCUGAGAUCAAAUUUGUAGCAGAAAAGGCAGAAUCUCGUGCUCACCUGACUGUAAAAGAGCUGCCCGUGAAAAUCGUGAAGCCCCUGCGGGAUAAGAUCGCCCUGUGGAAGCACCGGGGGGUCCUGGAGUGCCAGGUGUCCCGGGCCAAUGCCAAGGUCAGGUGGUUCAAAAAGGACAGGGAAAUUCACCCUGGUGUGAAGUACGAGAUUGUGAGCGAGGGCGUCUAUCGCAAACUCGUCAUCAACGAUGCCGACUACGAGGAUGAGGACACGUACACCUGUGAUGCCUUCGAUGACAAAACCAGUGCUAACUUCUUUGUUGAAGAGCAAGCCAUUAAUAUUGUAAAAGAAUUGUGUGAUGAGGACGUGACUGAGCCUGAAGAAGCCAAUUUUGAAUGUGAGACAUCCAUUCCAUCUGUGAAACCUGCCAAGUGGUUCCUGAAGGGAGCAGCCUUGCAGGCUGGCAGAAACAUCAUCAUGCAGCAGGAAGGCACCAUCCACAGGCUGACAAUAAUCAAAACAAGUGUUGAUAUGACAGGCACCAUCCAGUUCUCCAUUGGCAAGUCCAAAUCCACAGCGAACCUGCUCGUCAGAGAUUACCACAUCCAGAUCACCAGGAAGCUGGAGGACAAGACCGUCCUGGAGCGGCACUCGGUCAUCCUGUCCUGUGACUUCAGGCCUUCCCCGAAGCACGUCAAGUGGUUCAAGGGCCAAGAGCUCAUUGAGCCCUCAGAGAAGUACAGAAUCAAGAGGGACCAGUACUCAGCAGAGCUGAAGAUCAUGAAGGUGAAGCCCCAGGAUGCUGGUGUGUACAAAUGCAAGGCUGGCAUCGCCGAGACCGAAGCCACACUGAGCGUUGAAGUUCUGGAGCUGGAUUCAAUCAGCCAUGAGAAGACAGUUUCCUGCUGUCCUUCAUAUGUCUGCAAGCUCAGUCACACAACUGAGUUUUUGUGGUUUAACAUGUUCUUGGGCACCCUCAGCGAGUGUGCAAGUGACUACCAGCUGAGUGGGGCAGAGAAACCUGCUGUCUUCAUGAAAGCCUUGGAUGACGUUUUUGGUGAGGAGCGAGGAGUGAUCAAACUGGAGUGUGAAGUCUCCAAGGAGAAGGUCAAACCUGUUUGGAAAAAGGAUGGUGCGAAGAUCACUUCUAGCAAGAAGUAUGAGGAGAUACAGUCUGGGAAGACCCUGUGCCUCCUUAUCCAUGACCUGGAGAAGGCAGAUGCGGGAUUGUACACCUGUGACAUCGGCACUGAUGUGGCCAAAUCAAAGGUCAGCGUUCAGGAACUGAACAUUGGCAUCACCAAGAGGCUCAAGAACACUGAAAUCCAGGAGGGAGAGGAUUGCACUUUUGAGUGCAUUUUGUCCCAUGAAAGCAUUGAUGACUUCAACUGGACGCUGAAUGGGAGAAAAGUGGAAAGUGGGGGGAGGUUUAAAGCCUCCAAUGCAGGUCGGAAAUACACACUGAGUAUCAAAAAUGUCACUCCUGGUGACGCUGGGGAAAUCAUCUUCACUGCCCGUGGUCUCUCCUCCAAGGCUUCCCUGCUUGUGAAAGAAAAACCUACUGAGGUUACAAAACAGCUGGAGAAUAAAACAUCCCCAGCAGGGCAGGACAUCAGCCUGAGCUGUGAGCUGUCCAAAGCUGAUGUGACCAUCAGGUGGUACAAGGAUGGCAAAGCCAUCAGGAAAAGCCAGAAGUACGACCUGCAGCAGGAGGGGACACGAGCCACUCUCAUCAUCCGAGACUCCACGGUCAAGGACAGUGGGGAGUACACCUGUGAGACUGAGACCUCCAAAACUACAGCCAGGGUCACAGUGCAAGAAAAACCUAAUUAUUUUGUCAAGGAGCUUUCAGACCUGAAAGUGGACGAGAGUGGAACUGCAGUUUUUGUGUGCCAGAGUGAGAGAGCUGCAUCCUCUGUGGUCUGGAGGAAAGGCAUCGCUGAGCUCAGAGCUGGCAGGAAAUAUGAGAUGACACAGAAAGGACAAGUCCUCCAGCUGACCAUCAAGAACCUGGAGAAAAGUGACAGUGACACUUACAGCUGUGACAUUGGGGAUGCCCAGUCCAGAGCCAAGCUAACUGUGCAAGGCCAGAAAGUGCUAAUAACAGAAGACCUGGAGGAUGUCACAGUGUUAGAAGGAGAAUCUGCCAUGUUCAAGUGCAGAAUCUCUCCCGUAGACUGUAGCAGAGUGCAGUGGUUUUUGGAUAAAACCCCACUCCAUACCAAUGAACUAAAUGAGAUCCAGUCCCAGCCUGGUGGAUAUCACCUGCUGACGCUGAGAAAACUCUCCCUGAAGGACUCGGGGGUCAUUACAUUUGAAGCUGGUGAUAAGAAAACAUCUGCCAGUUUGGUUGUUAAAGAAGCACCAGUUCUCUUCAAGCAAGAGCUCCAAAAUGAAGAAGCCAAAGAAGGAAAGCAGGUCAGGCUGACCUGUGAGCUCAGCAAGCCUGGCACCCCAGUGAAGUGGAUGAAGGGAGACACUGUUCUCUAUGCCAGUGAGAAGUAUGAAUUUAAGCAGCAUGGGACUGUGGCAGAGCUCAUCAUUCGAGAUGUGAAAUCUGUGGAUGCUGGGGACUACACCUGCAGUGCUGGGGAACUGAAAACCACUGCUCGGGUCAAAGUGAAUGCUGUGCCUGUGCUUUUCAAACAAGCCCUGGAGAACACGGCUGUGGAAGAAGGGAAAUCCGUCUCCCUGCGCUGCGAACUCACAAAAGCUGAUGCCACCACCGUGGUGUGGAAGAAGGGAGAAGCCACGCUCCAGGCAAGUGCCAAAUAUGAAAUGAAGCAGAAGGGGACAGUGGCAGAGCUGGUGAUUCAUAAUGCAGAGCCAGAAGAUGCGGGAAGAUACACCUGUGACACUGGAGACCAGCAGACCACAGCCCAAGUCCAGAUCCAUGCUGUGCCCGUGCUCUUCAAGGAAGAGCUGAAGCCCGUGGAAGCUGUGGAAGGUGGGACAGCCACCCUGAGGUGCCAGCUGGGCACAGAGGCCCCCGUGGAGUGGAGGAAGGGACAAACUCUUCUCCGGGCCAGUAACAAGUACCAGAUGAGGCAGGAGGGCACCGUGGCUGAGCUGCUGAUCCACGACCUGGAGCCAAAGGAUGCUGGAGACUAUUCCUGUCUCGUGGGGAACCAAAAAACCACAGCAGCUUUGUCAGUGAAUGCCCUGCCAGUCCGUUUCAAGCAAGAGCUGAGGAACGAGGAGGCCACAGAAAGUGGGACAGCGACGCUGCAGUGCGAGCUGAGCCGGGCGGGCGGCUCCGUGCGCUGGAGGAAGGAUGGGAAGGAGCUGGUCCCGAGCAAGAAAUACCAAACACGGCGGGAAGGGCGCUUUGUCGAGCUGGUGAUCCAUGACCUGGACCUGACGGAUGCUGGGAGCUACACCUGUGUGUGUGGAGAGCAGGAGAGCACGGCUGCUUUGAGAGUGAAUGCCUUGCCUGUCCUCUUCCAAGAAGAACUGGUGAACAAGGAAGCUACAGAGGGAGAGGCAGUCACUUGGCACUGCAAACUGAGCAAACCAGCCCCUGCUGAGUGGAAAAAGGGGAACACAGUGCUCAAGCCGAGUGAAAAGUACAAAAUAGAGCAGGAAGGUCCCUUUGUGGAGUUGACAAUCCAGGAUUUGGAUUUGGCAGAUGCUGGGGAUUACAGCUGUGUGUGUGGAGACCGACAGACUACGGCUGCUCUGGCAGUAAAUGUCCUGCCUGCUCUUUUCACCAAGGGACUCACAGACAAAGAAGCCACCGAGGGUAAAAGUGUCUCCCUGAGCUGUGAGCUGAACAAGGCCGCUGCUAACGUGGAGUGGAAGAAGGGCUUCAAGACCCUCAGGCCAAGUGACAAAUACAAAAUGAGGCGGGAAGGUGUCGUGGCUGAGCUUGCAAUCCAAAAUCUAGACACGGCGGAUGCUGGGAACUAUUCCUGUGUGUGUGGAGACCAGCAGACCAUGGCAGUUUUAACAGUUCAUGCUUUGCCUGCAUUUUUCAAGGAAGGGUUGAAGAACAGGGAAGCCACAGACGGCGCCACGGCCGCUCUGCGCUGCGAGCUGAGCAAGGUGGGCGUCCCCGUGGAGUGGAGAAAAGGGGACAAGGCGCUCAAACCAAGUGAAAAGUACAGGAUGAGACAGGAGGAUACAGCUGCAGAGCUGCUGAUCCGAGAUCUGGAGGUGGAAGACACAGGAGAAUACACCUGUGUGUGUGGAGACCAGAAGACCUCGGCAGUCUUGACAGUCCACGCUCUGCCUGCACUGUUCAAAAGAGAUCUUGUCAAUGUGGAAGGCACAGAAAACAGGACGGCCGUUCUGCAGUGCGAGCUGAGCAAACCCGCCCCGGUGGAGUGGAGGAAGGGGCAGGAGGUGCUCAGAGCCAGUGAAAAAUACAAAAUGAGGCUCAAGGACACCACUGCUGAGCUGACAAUCCACAGCCUGGAGGAGGGAGAUGCAGGAGAUUACACCUGUGUGUGUGGAGACAAGACAACCACAGCUUUCCUGACAGUGCAUGCCCUCCCUCCUCACUUUAAGAAAGAGCUGAAGAACGUGGAAGGCACAGAAAAUGGCACGGCCACUCUCUGCUGUGAGCUGAGCAAACCUGGAGCUGCCGUGGCCUGGAGGAAAGGAGACAAAACCCUGGGGACAAGUGACAAAUUCACCAUGAGGUGCCAGGGCACGGUGGCUGAGCUGGUGAUCCAUGAUUUGGCCCUGGAAGAUGCUGGAGAUUACACGUGCUCUUGUGGAGAGCAGGAAACCACGGCUGCGCUCAAAGUGAAUGCCCUGCCUGUGCACUUCCAGGAGGAGAUGAGGGAUGAGGAAGCCACAGAAGGCGCCACAGCCACCCUGCAGUGCGCGCUGUCCAGGGCUGCCCCCGUGGAGUGGAGGAAGAAGCACAAAGUGCUCAAACCUGGCGAAAAAUACACAAUGAGGCAGGAGGGCAGCAGAGCCCAGCUGCUGGUGCAUGCCCUGGAGCCCAGGGAUGCUGGGGAGUACACCUGUGUGUGUGGAGAGGAGAAGACAACGGCAGCACUGACAGUGCACGCCCUUCCAGCUCUGUUCAAAGAAGAGUUAAGAGAUGAGGAGGCCCAGGAGGGUGAAGCAGUGACUCUGCACUGUGAGCUGACCAAACCUGCCCCAGUGGAGUGGAGAAAGGGACACACAGCCCUCAAACCUAGCGAGAAAUACAAAAUGAGGCAGAAGGAUGUCACUGCAGAGCUGGUGAUCCACAGCCUGACCCAGAGUGAUGCUGGGCACUACACCUGUGUGUGUGGGGAGCAGCAGUCCACAGCUUCCUUAGCAGUACAUGUGCUGCCUGCAGCCAUCCGGGAGAGCCUGAGGGACGAGGAGGUGACCGAGGGUCAAGCGGCCACUCUGAGCUGUGAGCUGACCAAAGCUGCCCCCGUGGAGUGGAGGAAGGGCAGCACUCUGCUCAGAGCCAGUGACAAGUACAAAAUGAGGCAGGAGGGCAUGGUCAGGAAGCUGCUUAUCCAGGAUGUGGAGCUGAAAGAUGUGGGAGAGUACACGUGUGUGUGUGGAGAGCAGGAGACAACAGCGGCCUUGAUAGUGCAUGCCCUGCCAGCCCUUUUCAAAGAAGACCUGAAGGACCUGCAAGCCAUGGAAAGCCAAACAGCCACCCUGCGCUGUGAGCUGAGCAAGGCUGCAGCUGUGGCGUGGAAGAAAGGCAACAAAAUUCUCAGGGCAAGUGAAAAAUACAUCCUGAGGCAGGAGGGUGCCCUGGCAGAGCUGGAAAUCCGUGACCUAGAGCUGCAGGAUGCAGGAGAUUACACCUGUGUGUGUGGGGAGCAGCACAGCACGGCCUCUCUGACUGUGAAGGCCCUGCCAGUGCUUUUCAAGGAAAAGCUGAAGGAUGAGGAAGCCCAAGAAGGAGCAUCAGUGACUUUGAGAUGUGAAUUAACCAAAGGAGCUGCAGUGCAGUGGAAAAUAGGGCCCAAAGUGCUCAAAGCAAGUGGCAAAUAUCAAAUGAGACAGUCUGGCACCGCUGCAGAGCUGGUCAUUUGUGACCUAGAAUUAAAAGAUGCUGGAGAUUACACCUGUGUGUGUGGUGACGAGACAACGACAGCAACCUUAACAGUUCAUGCUCUGCCACCACUCUUUAAGGAGCAGCUGAAGGACCAGGAAGCAGAAGAAGAUGCAGAAGUGUCCCUGCUCUGUGAGCUCUCCAAGGCUGCUCCAGUGCAGUGGCAGAAGGACCAGAGGAUCCUCAAACCAAGUGGGAAAUACAGAAUGAGGCAGGAGGGGCUCAAGGCAGAGCUGGUGAUCCAUGGAAUAGCUGAGGAGGAUGCAGGACAGUACACCUGUGUGUGUGGAGAGCAGCAGACUACAGCUGUCCUGACAGUGCAGGCUGUGCCUCCGUUUUUCCAAGAAGAAAUGACCAGCCAGGAAGGGGUAGAAGGUGGAACAGCCACUUUUCACUGUGAGCUGAGCAAAGCCCCUGCCUGUGUGCAGUGGAGGAAGGGCCAGCACAUCCUCACCUCGGGCCCCAAGUACAGCAUGAGGCAGGAGGGACGAGCUGUGGAGCUGCUGGUCCAUGGGCUGGACCUGAGUGACACUGGGGACUAUUCCUGUGUGUGUGGAGACAAGAUCAGCACAGCUGCAUUAACAGUUCAUGUGCUGCCUCCAGAAUUCAAGAGAGAGCUGAAGGACCUGGAAGCUGUGGAAAAUGGCACAGCUGCUCUGCAGUGUGAGCUGACAAAACCCGCUGAGGUGCAGUGGAAGAAAGGGCAGGAGGUGCUCAAAGAGAGCAGAAAACAUGAAAUGAGUCAGGAUGGGGCUGUUGCAAAGCUGGUUAUCCAUGAGCUGGAGGAGGAGGAUGCUGGAGUUUACACCUGUGUGUGUGGAGAUCAGCAGACAACUGCUACGCUGACAGUCAAUGCCCUACCAGCCCUUUUUAAACAAGAACUCCAGGACACUGAGGCAGAAGAAGGCGGCACAGUGACCCUGAGGUGUGAGCUCACCAAACCUAAGGCUCCAGUGGAGUGGAGGAAAGGGGAUGUCACUCUCUACCCUGGUCUGAAAUACGAGCUGAGGCAGCAGGGCUGUGCUGCUGAAUUGGUCAUUCAUGACCUGGAAGUGGAAGAUUCAGGAAUUUACACCUGUGACUCAGGACACCAAAGGACAACAGCAGUGCUGGAUGUGCAUGCACUUCCCAUCACGUUUAAGCAACCUUUACAAAAUAAGGAGUUUGAGGAAGGAAGCACAGCCACGUUCUGCUGUGAGUUGUCGAAAGCCAGCGCUGCAGUGGAAUGGAGGAAAGGAGACGUGGGGCUGCAGCCCAGCCAGAAAUAUGAAAUGAGGCAGAGGGGAUGCCUGGUAGAGCUCUUGAUACACAACCUCAGAUUAGAAGACACAGGAGAAUACAGCUGUGACACGGGGGAUCAGGAAACCAGGGCAGCUCUGAACGUGAAAGCUCUGCCAGUUCUUUUCCAAAAGCAGCUCAAAGAUGAGGAGGCAGAAGAAGGAGCCGCAGUGAAAUUCCAAUGUGAGCUGACAAAGGAUAACGCGGCCGUGGAGUGGAGGAAAGGCUCCAUGGAGCUCUUCCCAUGUGCCAAAUACCAAAUUAAAUUAAGUGGGCACACAGCUGAGCUUGUGAUCCAUAAUGUAGAGCCAGAGGAUGCCUCUGAUUACACCUGUGACACAGGAGACCAGCAGAGCACUGCAGUCCUCAGAGUGAAUGCCAUCAAACCCCAGCUGAAGCAGCAGCUGAGGAACGAGGAAGUGGAAGUGGGAGGAACAGCCAGGCUGCGCUGCGAGGUUUCCAUCAGCAAAGCAGAAGUGGAGUGGAGGAAGGAUGGAGUCCUGCUGCACCCCAGCUCCAAGCACGAAAUGUGGCAGGAGGGGACCCUCCGGGAGCUGCGUGUUCACCACCUGCAGCCUGGGGAUGCUGGGGAAUAUUCCUGCAAGGCUGGAGACCAGACGAGCUCUGCCAAGCUCACCGUGAAAGAGCCUGACGUGACCAUCGUGAGCGGCCUCAAGGACGCCGUGGUGGCCGAAGGGGACGAUGUCACCUUCAGGUGCCAGGUGUCCCACGAGAACGCCAGGGACGUCGAGUGGAAGCUGCAGGACGUGGCUCUGCAGAACAACGAGAUGAACGAGAUCUCAGUGGAGAGGGGCAAGGUGCACACGCUGACCCUGAGGAAGGUGACAGAGCAGGACAUUGGCACCGUCACCUUCCGCGUGGGACCCCACACGUCCACAGCAGAGCUCAGGGUGAAAGCUUCUCCAGUCACCUUCACCCAACCCCUCCAGAACCAGCAAGCUGAGGAGGGUGGCAGUGUCACCCUGAGCUGCGAGGUGUCCAACCCCAGCACCCCUGUGCAGUGGAAGAAGGGGGGCACAGUGCUGCGAGCCAGCGACAAGUACAGGAUGCGCCAGGACGGGGCCGUGGCUGAGCUCACCAUCCACAACCUGAGCCAAGCUGAUGCUGGGGACUACACCUGUGACACAGGGGACCAGCAAACCACGGCUGCUGUGCAGCUGAAAGCAGCAGCAGCCACCAUCGUGGAGGGGCUGAGGGACGUGGCCACACAUGAAGGAGAGGACGCGGUGUUCGAGUGCAGGCUGUCCCGGGAAGCAGCUCAGGAUGCCCAGUGGUUCCUGGGGGAUGUUCCCCUGCAAUCCAAUGAAAUGAAUGAGAUCAGAGUGCAAGGGACACGUCACAGCUUGACCUUGAGGAAGGUGACCCUGGAGGACUGUGGGUCCGUCAGUUUCAAAGUGGGGCAGCAUUCGUCAGCAGCGCAGCUGAAGGUGGAAGCUGCCCCGGUCACCUUUGUGAAGGCUCUGCACAACCUGGAGCUGCAGGAGGGUGGCACUGCCCACCUGUCCUGCGAGCUGUCCCAGCCUGACGUCCCCGUGGAGUGGAAGAAGGGCACGUCUGUGAUCCAGCCCAGCCACAAGUGCAGCAUCCAGCAGGAGGGGAAGGUGCACACGCUGCUCAUCCGCGACCUGAACCGCGCCGACGCCGGGGAGUACAGCUGCCACACAGCUGAUGGCAAGACCACAGCCAGGCUGGAGGUCAAAGGCGUGCCCGUGCUGUUCCAGCAGUGGCUGAGGAACGAGGAGGUGGAGGAAGGGCGCACGGCCGCGCUGCGCUGCGAGCUGACGCGGCCCCACGCGCGCCUGCAGUGGCGCAAAGGGGACACGGUGCUGCAGCCCGGCGACAAGUACCAGAUGCGCCAGGAGGGGACGCGAGCUGAGCUCCUCAUCUACGAGGCCGAGGCUCAGGAUGCUGGGGAGUACACCUGUGACUCGGGGGAUCAGCAGACCACGGCUUAUCUGCAGGUCAAAGUACUGCCAGUGCUGUUUAACAAAGAGCUGAAAAACGUAGAGGCUGAAGAAGGGGGAACGGCAGUUUUGCACUGUGAGAUCUCCAAGCCUGAUGCUCCCAUUGAGUGGAGGAAAGGAGGGGUGGUCAUUCAGCCCAGUGACAAGUACGAGCUGAAGCUGAAGGGCAGCGUGGCUGAGCUGAUCAUCCACGGUGUAGAAGCUGAUGACUGUGGGGAUUAUACCUGCAGCACUGGAUACGAGAUCACCACAGGGUCUGUGUAUGUGCAAGAAGAAGCAGCAGUGAUAGUGUCUGGUCUGAGGAGCACAGACGUCUUUGUGGGCGAGUCAGCCACGUUCACGUGCGAGCUCUCGCCGCCGGGCGUGAGGAGCGUGCAGUGGUGGCUGGACGGGACCCCCCUGCACAACAACCUGGUCACUGAGAUCACCCAGCAGGACGGCAGGAUCCACACUCUGACCCUAAACGACGUGGCGUGCCACGACUCGGGCACUGUCACCUUCAGAGCUGGCUCCCUUAUAUCCACAGCUAAAUUAUUGGUCAAAGAUCCCACCAUUGAAGUGGUCAGUCCCAUGCAGGACAUAACUGUUGAUGAAGAAGGCCCAGCAGAGUUCAUAUGCCAAUAUUCUAGGCCAGUGCACGCCAUCUGGAAGAAAAAUGAUCAGGAAAUACAUGCAGAUGGGCAGCGAGUGAUUAUCGAUCAGGACUGGAAUGUGAGCAUGCUAAAAAUUAACCCCACGGUCCCAGAAGACACUGGCAUCUAUUCUUGUGAAGCUGAAGGCAUUAAAGUGAUGGCUACACUUGAUGUUCAAGCCAAGAACAGCAUUGUCCAGGGCCUGGAGAACGUGGAGGCUGUGGAAGGAGGGGAAGCCCUGUUCGAGUGUUACCUCUCCAAGCCUGAGACCUACAAUUACAACUGGCUGAUUGAUGAUGAACCUGCCAAGACCACAGAAAACACGGAGAUGGUUUACUUUGAAAAUGGCCUCAGGCACAUCCUGCUGCUGAAGAAUUUAACUCCCCAGGACAGCUGCAGGGUGACUUUCAUGUGCAGCGAUGCAGUGACCUCAGCCUUCCUCACAGUGAAAGGGUGGCGCCUGCAGUUCCUGCAGCCCCUCACGGACGUGGAGGUGUCUCUGGGGGAAAAAGCAACAUUUAGCUGUGUCCUGAGUGAAGCUGUGCCAGUGAAUGAAGUGGUCUGGUACAGCAAUGACACUGAGAUCCAGGCUGGGGAGGACUGGGAGGUGCAAGCAGAUGGAAACAAAUACAAACUUAUCCUGAAAAAAGCCCAACUGCAUCACUCUGGAGAGGUGACCUUUGCUUCCAGGGAGGCCAUUUCAUCAGCCAAGCUUUCUGUGAUUGCCCUCCCCGAGCCGCCCGAAGCGCCAGAGGUCCUGAGCCAGAGCAGCCACUCGGUCACCCUGUCCUGGCACAGGCCGCUGGGUGACGGCGGCCAGCCCAUCCUGGGCUACAGGGUGGAGAGGAAAAUCCCAGGAGUUGGCUGGCAGUCCUGCAGCAGGGAGCUCAUCCCAAACACGCAGCUCACCGUGGAUGGCCUCAGCCCGGGGGAGCCCUACCGAUUCCGAGUGUCGGCCGUGAACAAAGCGGGGGCCAGCGAGGCGCUGCACUUCCCCCAGACGGUGCGGUUAGAGCCUCCAGUUACCAUCACCCAACCCUUGGUGGGAGGAUCUGUCUCGGAAGGGGGGGUGGCUCGCCUGGAGUGCUCAUUAUCAGAUAAAACUGAGGAGAAAGUGACUUGGUUCAAGGGAAAAGAGCAAAUAAAAGCUGGAGGGAGAUAUGAAAUCCUUUCUGAAGGAACGAAGCAGAUACUCAUUAUCCGUGGAUUUAAACCCGAGGAUCAGGACAGCUACACCUGCAUGGCUUCUCCAGAAGUCAAAUCUGUUGCCAGCCUGUGUCUUGAAGUUCCCACAGUGUCGAUGCUGAAGGAGAUUGCCAGGGAAGCUCCCCCUGCCAGCCGGGCUGAGGAGCAGGUGGAUGGACACAUCCAGCCCAGCCUGCCCCCCGAAGCUGCCCAGGAGGGAGAUCUGCACCUCCUGUGGGAAGCCCUGGCCAAGAAGCGCCGGAUGAGCCGGGAGCCCACCUUGGAUUCCAUCAGCGAGGUGCCCGAGGAGGAGGAGAAGCUUCAGAAGCUGAGGAAGGAGGAAGCAGAGAUGUCUCACUACUACUCGGAGGAGUACUCCACGUGUGACGAGCUGGCCAGGACGGGAGAGGCAGAUUUCUCUUUCACAAGCUCUGAUGAUGAGUCUAGAGCUGGCACCCCUUCCCUGGUGAACUACCUCAAGAAAGCUGGGAAGAAGAGCACCAGCAUUACCAGCAAGGUUCAGUCCACCUCCACAGGAAAACUAUGGAAGCAGUGGGAGACAACCACCGUGGAGACCACUGUGGCCACCACAGCUGCUCCGCCAGCCGAACCAGAGCUGCCAGAUUUAGACGACCCCUCCAUGAACAAGGCGGCUGUGAAGAUCCAAGCCGCUUUCAAAGGCUACAAAGUCAGGAAAGAGAUCAAGCAGCAAGAGUGCCCGGUGUUCACAGAGACCUUCAAAGACUUCUCUGGAGAGCCUGGAAGCACCCUGCACCUGGAGUGUGUGGCCCACAGCAAAACCGACAUGAACGUCCGCUGGCUGAAGGACGGCAAGGAGCUCUCGGAUGGUCGCUACUACCACAUCGACAGCUACAGCGACGGCACCUGCUCCCUGAUCAUCGCCGGCCUGGACAGGAAGGAUGCAGGUAAAUACACCUGUGAGGCAUCCAAUAAGUUUGGCAAGGUCUCACACAGCGCCAAGGUGGUGGUUGGCGCUCAGGAAGCUCAAGCUCUUGCCAAGGAGAAGAGGAGUAAGCAGAGCACCGACAGCGAGACGGAGAGCUCGUCCGGCAGCGAACUGGACGACGCUUUCCGAAAAGCAGGAAGGAGACUCCACAGGCUCUUCAGGGCCAAGAUCUCCACAGAGAUCUCUGACGUGGAGGAAGAGCUCUUUGUCAGCGCAGAUGAAGGGGACAUAGACGUGGUUGACCACCAGACGUACCGUGAGGAUGACCAGUACAUCUACAUCAAGUUUGAAGUCAUGUCCGAGGCCAAGACAGCUGCCACACGGUUCAGAGAGAUGUUUGGCGCUCUGGGAAUUCCAGUGGAGAUAGACAUCUUGGAACAAGGCCCAAAAAAAAUAGAAUUGCGCAUUGGGAAGGCAUCACCUCCCACCCUUGGGAAGUUUCCACCUCCAGCGAGACCUCCACCACCUUUGCUGACUUCUGACACAGCCCCCAUGUUCAUGACCGAGCUCCAAAACCAAGAGGUCCAGGACGGGUACCCGGUGAGCUUUGACUGCAUUGUCAUUGGCAAACCCCUGCCCACGGUUCGCUGGUUCAAGGACGGCAAAGCUAUUGAGGAAAACGAUCACUACAUGAUCAAUGAGGACCAGGAGGGGUGUCACCAGCUGAUCAUCACCGCCGUGGUGCCCACGGACAUGGGCGUCUACCGCUGCCUCGCCGAGAACAACAUGGGCGUGGCCUCAACCAAGGCUGAGCUCCGUGUGGACUUGACCAGCACGGACUAUGAGACUGCAGCAGAUGCAACAGAGACUUCAUCUUACUACAGUGCCAAGGAAUAUAUUUCAAGCCGAGAACAGGAGGAAUCCAUGGCUGAGGAGGAGCAGUUGCCCCAGAUCUUUGAUGAGCUCCAUGAUAUUCAUGUGGCACCUGGAGCAUCGCUGGCUAAAUUUCACCUGAAGGUGAAAGGGUACCCUCAGCCUCGUCUCUAUUGGUUCAAAAAUGGGCAGCCCCUAAAGGCCUCGGACCGGAUCCUCAAGACCGACAGGCAGGAAUUCCACUCCCUGGAAAUCCGCGACGUCACCAAAGCAGACGCCGGCCAGUAUUUGAUAUUUGUCAUCAACUCUGCUGGCUCUGCCUAUUCCUCAGCCAGGCUGGUAGUCAAAGAUCCUUAUGAGAAAGAAGAGCCAUCCAAAACAGAUUCCCAUGAGCAGCUGAUACCGCCAAGAUUCCUUGAAAGAUUUACAAAUAAGAAGGUGAAAAAGGGUGCAAGCAUCACAUUAUCUGUGAAAGUUGAAGGACAUCCACCACCAACAAUCACUUGGAUGAAGGAAGAGUCUCGGGAGGACAUCCUGUGGAUCAAACCAGACACUCCUGGGUACAAACUGGCCAGUUCCAACAUGCACCACAGCCUGAUCCUGCUGGACGUCAAGAAGAAGUACAGUGGAGCUUACACCUGCAUUGCCACCAACCAGGCUGGCCAGUCCAUCUGCACGGCCAACCUGGAAGUUGCAGAUGUGAAAGAGGCUGAAGUCCUGACCCAGGAGCGUGUGAUGGUGUCAGAAGCCAUCAUGACCACGCUGGGAACUAUUCAGUCCUCUGAAGGAGACCUUGAAGCUGGCAGAGAAGGUGUGCCCAAAACUCCCAUUUCAUUAGCUGAUGUUGGCUCAGAAGAGUUCUUCCAGAAACUCACCUCACGUAUCUCAGAAAUGGUAUCUGCAAAAAUAACUCAGGCUAAACUUCGAGUACCAGGUGCAGAAAGUGAUGAUGAGUCAAGAACUCCCUCUGCAUCUCCUCGCCAUGGACGGUCCAGACCUUCAUCCAUUGCUCAGGAAUCCUCCUCUGAAUCUGAAGAUGGAGAUUCCAGAGGGGAGAUCUUUGAUGUCUACAUGGUCACUGCUGACUACGUGCCUGCUGCACCGGACAAGGAGACCAUCACCCUGAAGGAAGGACAAUAUGUGGAAGUCCUGGAUUCAGCUCAUCCUCUGAAAUGGCUGGUCAGGACUAAACCCACGAAAUCGAGUCCCUCUCGACAGGGUUGGGUGUCUCCAGCUUAUCUGGACAAGAAAUUAAAGUUGUCUCCGGAAUGGGGAGCAACAGAAAUUCCAGAGUUUCCUGGAGAGUUUGUUUCUGAAGAUGAAUACAAAAGGAAGCUAAGUGUUCUUAUUCAGGAGCUGUUGAUCUCAGAGGAAGAUUACAUUCAGGAUUUGCAGUUCCUCCAGACUCAUCACCUUAGGUACACAGAGACCUGUCCCAGUGUGCCAGGAGCUGUUGCCAGUCAGAAAUCCACCAUCUUCAGGAAUAUUGAUGACAUUGGUCGCUUCCAUUCCAGCGUGUUCCUGAGGAGCCUGCAGGGCUGUGACACUGACGAUGACGUGGCCAUGUGCUUCAUCAAGCACGAAGCAGAGUUCAGCAGGUACAUCCAGUACCUGGUGGGAAGGGUCCAGGCAGAGUCCAUUGUUGUCAGCAAAGCUGUCCAGGAUUUCUACAAGAGAUACACAGAUGAAUAUUUAACUAAUGAAGAUCCCUCACAGCCACUUAUCCCACCACUGCAGCACUACCUGGAAAAACCCAUAAACAGGAUCCAGCAGUACCAGACAAUAAUUAAGGAAUUAAUCCGAAACAAGGCCAGGAACAGCCAGAACUGCACUUUGCUGGAGCAGGCCUAUGCCACUGUGUCUGCCCUCACCAGGAGAGCCGAGAACAACCUGCAUGUCUCUCUCAUUGAGAAUUACCCUGGGACCUUGGAGAGCCUUGGGGAGCCCAUCCGCCAGGGCCACUUCAUUGUGUGGGAAGGAGCUCCAGGAGCUCGAAUGGCAUGGAAAGGACACAAAAGACAUGUUUUCCUCUUCAAAAAUUAUAUUGUGAUCUGCAAACCAAAGCGAGACACCAAGACUGACACAUACAGCUACAUCUUCAAGAACAUCAUGAAGCUGAACAACAUAGAUGUGAACGACCUGGUGGAAGGGGAUGACCGGGCCUUUGAGAUCUGGCACGAGCGGGAGGAUUUGGUGCGCAAGUACCUGCUGCAGGCACGGACCGUGAACAUCAAGAACUCCUGGGUGAAGGAGAUCUUGGGCAUCCAGCAGAGGAUCAGCGAGCCCAUCUGGAUCCCUCCAGACUUUGAGGAAGAGCUGGCAGACUGCACAGCUGAGCUGGGAGAGACGGUCAAGCUGGCCUGCAAGGUGACAGGAGCUCCCAAGCCAUCCGUCAGCUGGUACAAAGAUGGGAAGCCCGUGGAGGUGGAUCCCCACCACAUUAUCAUAGAAGAUCCUGAUGGCUCCUGCACGCUGAUCUUGGACAACCUGACUGGGGCUGACACAGGACAGUACAUGUGCUUUGCUUCCAGUCCUGCUGGGAACGCCAGCACCUUGGGAAAGAUCCUUGUUCAAGUGCCCCCACGGUUUGUGAACAAGGUCAGAAAUGCUUAUCUUGUUGAGGGUGAGGAUGUCCAGUUCACCUGCACUGUGGAAGGAGCACCCAGGCCUCAGAUCAGGUGGUACAAGGAUGGGGUGCUGCUGAAGGACACCAGUAAAUACCAGACUUUCAGUGAACCACGGAGUGGCAUCGCAGUCCUGGUGGUCAAGAACCCUUCCAAUGAAGACAUGGGGCACUAUGAAUGUGAGCUGAUGAACAGGUUAGGGUCUGCCAAGAGUGGAGCAGAGCUUUACCACCACAGCGCCGCAGCCCUGACCCAGGAGAGGAGAGGAGACCAAGCCAUCACCAUUGAAGGAAUGACUUCCCCCCAGUCAGAGACGGAGACUUCUGUGCAGGCCUCGCUGCAGCGUGCUGACAAGGAGAUCAAGACAGCCCUGAGAAAGCUGCUGGACUCGGCGUCCCUGCUGGUGACACUUCCCCCUGGCAUGAGGGCAGAUGAGCCCUCAGGGGAAGCAGCCGGGCCCUCUGUGGUGCUUCAUGAAGCCAGCACCCAAACCCAGACUGCUGGAGGCCAUGCCAAAGCGCAAAGGGAGAUUCCAGCUGAAGAACCAGGGGUGCCAAAGCCCAGCCCUGCUCCUUCCAGGGAAGAGGAGGCUUCUGGAGGGGGAAGCACUCGGGAACGCACUGUUCCCAUUGACAGAACAUCCCCAGAUGCAGGGGCAGGAGGCUGGUACAGGAGAGAAGGAGAUGUGGUCUGGGACGUGCACAGUGAAGUUUACAUCGAGACCACAGAAAGAACUCGAGUGUAUAAGACUGAGGAGAAGACUCCAACAAGUCCUCCUUACAUGCAAGUGACAAUAGAGGAUGUGCAGGUGAACUCUGGGGAACGUGCCAAAUUCCAGGCAGUCAUUGAAGGAACCCCUCAGCCCACAGUUUUGUGGUUCAAGGGCACUUCACUGUUGACAGACAGUGACAGGAUCCAUCAGGGGAGGGAAGGAACAACUUAUUUCUUAGUUGUGGACAAUGCUGCUCUGGAAGAUGGUGGUGUUUAUACCUGUGUUGCCAAAAAUGCAGGAGGGGAGGUUUUGUGCAAAGCAGAGCUCGUCGUACGUGAAGUUAAGAAAGACCAAGAAGGAAAGAAAGUGGCCACCAGGAGAAAGCUCCACUCCCAUUAUGAGGUUAAGCAGGAGAUUGGAAGGGGCUGCUUCAGCUUCGUGAAACGGGUGGUGCACAAAGGGAACAGGGUGUCCUGUGCUGCCAAAUUCAUCCCUCUGAGGAGCAAAACCAAGUCCAGAGCUCAUCAGGAGAGGGAUAUUCUUGCCUCUCUGUCCCACGACAGAAUUACCAGGCUCCUGGAUGAGUUUGAGACACGAAAAACACUGAUUUUGAUUCUGGAGUUAUGCUCCAAUGAGGAGCUCCUGGAUCGUUUAUUCAAGAAGAGCGUGGUCACUGAAGCUGAGGUCAAACUGUACAUCAAGCAAAUUUUGGAAGGAAUCAAAUAUCUUCAUGACCACAACAUCCUUCAUUUGGACAUCAAGCCACUGAAUAUCCUCAUGGUUUAUCCUGAGAGGGAAGACCUGAAGAUCUGUGACUUUGGGUUUGCCCAGAGGAUCACGCCCGUGCAGCCCCAGUACAGCAAAUACGGCUCUCCGGAGUUUGUUGCCCCAGAAAUUGUUUCCCAGUCACCAGUGUCAAAAGCAACUGAUAUCUGGGCUGUUGGAGUCAUCACGUAUUUAAGCCUCACAUGCAAGUCUCCAUUUGCUGGGGAGAACGACAGGAAAACUCUCCUAAACAUCCAGAACGGGGAAAUUUCAUGGACCAUUCCUGAUGUUGUGCACUUGAGUGAAGAUGCAAAGGACUUCAUGAAAGGGAUCCUGCAGCAGCACCCCAAAUCCAGGCCAAGUGCUUUGGACUGUCUUUCCCACAAAUGGUUCAUGCACAACGUCCCUCUUGAAGCAGCCCAUUUCAUUAACACCAAACAGCUCAAAUUCAUUGUGGCUCGGAGCAAGUGGCAGCGCUCCCUGAUGUGCUACAAAUCCAUCCUGGUGAUGAGGUCCAUCCCAGAAAUCCUGGAAAGGACCCAUGACAACAGCUCCCUGGCCAUCUCCCGACACCUCAUUGAGGAAAGCACUUCAUCCAGCACCAGUGGCUCCUCUUCAGACAAUGAGAACUCGAAUUUCCCCCAAAAGAAGCACUUUGGCUCCACCCCUGAACUGCACUUGCCCGUAUUUGACGCCCCGAGCCAUCCCGAGCCUCUGAAACGUGCGAGUGAACGGGAGCACUCCAAAAGCUCCAUCCCUCCAGUAAAACCCAUGAGGAGGAAAUAUGCUUCAAUGAAAGCUGAGGUGGGGGAUAAAUCACCCACAGAAAGCAAAGAGCUCAUGGCAGGUGUCUUACAGGAGAAAGAGGAGAGGCUUCUUCCCAGCCUUCGGGAAGAGCCAUCCCAUAAAAGUGGCGCUGCUGAGCCUUCAUCCCUGAGGGCUUCCACAGAAAGCACAUCACUUGUGCAUCAGAGAGAAAAGCCAGACACAGCUUCAUCUGAAAAGGACAGAGGUGAAGAGGCAGGGGAUGGGGCAGAGAAGCCAUCUGCCUUUGUUCCCAGGCAGAGUGUCAUUAAAAGCACCUUCUACAGCCAAGCAACGGAGCUGCCUGCGCGGCCGCCUUUGUCACCAGGCCGGGAGUUCAGAAGGCACCUGGACAGAGCCAGGAGGACUUUCAGGAAGGCUGGCUAUUCAAAGGUGCCCCUCAGUGGCCUCCGAGAACCCCUCCUUGAGCAGUUUGAACUGGAAGAAGAAGAAGAAGGAGGAGAUGAUCGCAGAGAAGCUCUGCUGGGAUCCUUGACCAAAUCCGCGUCGUUUGACACGGCCAGGAAGCCCCCACACCCUGCCAUUGCUGGUGGCAGCCGCAGCCGCUCCCUGGAUGACUACAGGCUGAGAUCCUCCAGAUCCCUGAGGGAACAAGAGAUUUUGGAGGAGGACUGUGAUGUGUUGUCCCAGGAAAGCUGCCCUGAAGGCAGUGAUCACUGUGAUGUUUCUCCAGGGGCUGACAAGGGAUGUUCUGCGGGCACGGCAGAGCAAGGGGAUGUCAGGAGAGCCAGCAAGGAUUGCUCAGGAGAGAAACCCUCUCCCUCCACACACUGUGAGGGGAAUGGGUGCCCACCUGCUGUCAUACAACACGUAGAGGGACUUCCAGUGUCACCUCACAGGAGUCAGAAUAAGAAGCAUUUACUGAAGAAGUCAAAAGCCACUGAGAUUGAGGAGGACGUUGAAUGUUUGGAAGAGAAAAGCCCCAUUCCAGCUGCCCAGUGCUCAGAUGUAACAGCACCAUCAGCUCCAAAACAGGAGAGCACAGAGGGUAAAUCUGCCCCUAGCCAUGCCUCUGACUCUGCUUUUCAGGAGGGCAAAGAGUCCAUUUCAACCCUCACACAGUCAGAGACCAUCCCAAAGUCUUCUCCUCCAAGUAAGGGAGGUGUGCUUCUGCCUCAGGAAUCUGGUCCCACUGACAGCCACCCAGAUCUAACAGGUGGAAGCUUGCUUGUCAAAAGGACAGCCCCAGCCCCACCUUGGAAAGACAAAAGGCAGAAACACUCAGAUGAAAAGACUUCCGCUCAUGGCACUGCUGAAUCUGAACUCAUGGAGCAUGAAAGCUCUGCUGCUCCAACAGAACAAACAGAAACUGAAUCACUUCCAGUAUGUAAAGACAAAAGUGAGGAAAUUCCUGGGAAAAGUGUUCCAGCAGCUACUGUCACGCUGGGCAAGCAGCCAGGUACCCUCACAGCUGGUGAAGGUGUUCCUCAGAAGCUGAAGAGCCAUAAAGACAUGAGAUCUGCUGUCCUGGAAGAAGCAGAAGCAGCUGUUACAGGAAUCACUCUGCCAUCAGUCCACAGUGGUGAAAGCCAAGCACACAAGAAGGCUCCUGUUCACUCAGACACAGCAGCAGGUGUCCUGAAGGGAGAGCAGCUCACUGCUUCCAAAAUCCCACCACCAGGAUCAGCUCUGGUCUCUGAUGGAGCACAGCAGGCUCUCAGCAAGGAGGAACUUGCUGCUCUGAGGAGUAAAAGUUCAGCUGUCCCAGGGGUUGUUUCCAGUUUGGCCCAUGAAGGAGCUGUGCCCCAGAAGGUUCCUGAAGGCCACGGCUCCGAGCCUGCUGCUCUGGAGAGCAGACACCCAGCCAGAGCUGCCUCCUCCCAAAGCACUGCCCUCCCUCAGGCCUGGGAGGGUGAAAAUCAAGAACAUCCAGAGGUGUCAGUUCACAGGGAGAUGAGAUCUGUUGUGACAGCAACUGGAAGCCGAGCAGCUGGACAAGCUGUGGCUGCUCCUUUCCCCAAGGCUGGACAUGGGGUGCUUGAGCAGCACAGGGCUGGGAUUUCAGAUGGUCUGGAGAGUGGCAGUUCAGGUGCAUUAAAUGCUUCACAAUCAGAAAUUGCUCCAGCUGCAGCCUAUGAACUGGUAUAUGAGGAAUAUCCAGAGGGUUAUGGUGAGGAUGGAGGCAUCGCCUUUGAAAGUGGAAGAAGUGAUGCUGGAGAAGCUGCCCCACCACUGCUCCGCAGGGAUCACCAUGGCCAGGAGCUGUCACACCACAGAUCUUCUUUUUACAGUGAUGAGGAGUCUGCUGCACUGGAGGGCUUGGUGGAUGAGAUGGUUUCCCUCUCUGAGGAGAUGAAUGUUUGGGCAGAGUCAGUUUCUGGAGAGAAGGGAAGCAGGAGGCACAUUUCUCCUCCCAGAGGGAUGUCCUACAAAGGCAGCCAGGCACACAUGGACAGCUCCUUCCCUUCAGUCCAACAGGGUGGAAAAGGAGAAGUUGCUGAACAGGAUGACUUUGCAGAACCCUGCCUUGCUGUGAGUGAGGAGCCAGGUGUCCUGGAAGAGCAGGGAGCACAGACAGUUCCUCAUGAAUGUGAGCACUUGGAGGACUUGGCAUUUGAGACCUCACCUUCCAGCCCAGAGAGCCUUUCCUCCACAGAGAGCUUGGACACUGCAAGAAGACCCAUCCCAGUAAUCAAGGACACUGGCAAACACCCAGAAGUCUCUUUAGUGAAAAUCAAAGACCUGUCAGAUGAAACACCCAGUGUUGGCAGCGGCCCCCAGAAAUUUGACAUCUCAGAAGUGGAGCCUGCCUAUUUGAAUUUCUCAGAUUUGUACGACAUUGUUUAUUUCCCAUUUGAGUUUCUGAGCUAUAAGAAGCCUUCACCCAAACCAGUUCCUAGAAGGUUCAUGUUCCUUGGUGAAAGGGCAAGGUCCCCUCCUGCAGGACAUCUCCAUAAGGAUAAAAGACUGUGCAUCAGGGAGCAGGAAGACAAGAACAGGAAGAACCGUUUGGAAAUAUCUGAGGAUUCAAAGACAGCUAACUUAUUAGCCAUGGGGAAAGGGGCAGAGAGCCAUAAAGAAAUGUAUAGCUCCCAAAAGGACUCCAGUGGGAAGCAGAAAAGCUCCUUCCACAGCAAGCCUGGACUCUUUAAGCCAUAUGCAAGGUCUCAUUCAGUGGAGCAGUCAGUGGAGCAGAGUCUGAAGAAGAAAGUAAAAGCUUCUGUUGCCCACAUUUCAAGAAUCCUAAAAGGAAAGACAUCUCCUGAGCCAGAGGAAGCAGAGUUUGGUGAGCUGGGAAGUGAGACAGCAGAAAAGGAGCUGUUAAUAGGGGCUGAAGGAUCUCUGAAGAGGAAAUCAGCACUCCCUUCAUUCAAGCUACCAAGCCUCAUCCCAAAGGAGAAAGCCCCAUCGUUCACUGAGGAGCUCACGGACCAGGCUGCGGCCGCCGGACAGUGCGUGACGCUCUCGUGCCGGACUGCACCUCACUCCUCCCUGCACAUCAGCUGGUUCAGAGAUGGGAUACCUGUCCAGAGCAGCAGCCGGAUCCUCAUCUCCUCCACGCUCAAACACUUCCAGCUGUUAACAAUUCUCUCUGUUAAUGCUGAGGAUUUUGGUAUUUACACCUGUGUGGCCACAAACUCUCUGGGCUCAGCAUCCACCUCUUGUGUCAUAAGAAAAGCAGAGGUUCCCCCCAGCCCUCCACCCCCUGACAUCGUGGAGGUCUACAAGGAUGGAGUGCAGGUGGUUUGGAAACCUGUGGAAACCAACACCCCUGUCCACUACACUGUCCAGUGCAAGACUGAAGAUGGGGAGUGGACAACUCUUGCUUCUGACAUCACUGACUGCUGCUACUAUGCCAGAAAUCUCCCCCAGGGCUUCAUCUACAGCUUCAGGACAGCCUGCAGCAGCAAGGCAGGGAUGGGCCCCUACAGUGACCCCUCUGCCAAAGUGACAAUCACUGCCAAGGAUCAGAUGGAGCCUCGUGCUGCCACACAGGAGUCCCCAUCAGCUGCCCCUGAGGAAGAGAGUGAAGUGAUCUCACCUCCUGAGCCCUUCCCAACCUACCAGACCUACGCCUUCCAAACUGAGAUCAAAAGGGGCCGGUUCAGCAUCGUCCGGCAGUGCCGGGAGAAGGUGAGCGGCAAAACUCUGGCUGCUAAAAUCAUCCCUUACUGGCAAGAGGACAAGCAGGCUGUGCUGCUGGAGUACCAGGUGCUCAGGAAGCUCCACCACACCAACAUAGCCCAGCUGAAGGGUGCCUACGUCAGCCCCAGGCACCUGGUGCUGAUCCAGGAGAUGUGUGUGGGGCCAGAGCUGCUCCACUCCUUGGCCUUACGGACAUCAUACUCAGAGGUGGAGGUCCGAGACUACCUGUGGCAGAUCCUCAGUGCCACUGAGUAUCUCCAUGCACACAACAUCCUGCACCUGGACCUCAGGUCUGAGAACAUGAUCAUCACUGAGCCCAACCUGCUGAAACUCCUGGAUUUUGGCAACGCACAGUUCUACACACCAGACAAAUUUAUUACCAUGGAUAAAUGCUCGGACUAUGUGGAGACCAUGGCUCCAGAACUGCUGACAGAGCAAGGAGCCCUUCCCCAGACUGAUAUUUGGUCCAUUGGAAUUACAGCCUUCAUCAUGCUGAGUGCCAACUACCCCAUCAGCUCGGAUGUACCCUGUGAGUUCCUGAGAACAGCCAGGAAGGGGAAGCUGAAGCUGGCGCGGUGCUACGCGGGUCUGUCCGGGGGAGCAGUGUCCUUCCUGCAGAGCACUCUGUGUGCAAACCCUUGGGGAAGGCCCUCAGCCUCCGAGUGCCUCCAGAGCCCCUGGCUGCAGGAGACAGGUCUGGACAACAAGCAGCAGGCACUGGUCACCUUCCCCACCACCAAACUGAGGAAUUUCCUCAUGGACCGGGAAAAGAAGAGGGGCCUGCUGUGCUCCAAGUAUGGCCUCAUGAUUGCACAGUGACGUGGAUGUGGUGACAG